GGAUGAUUCUUCUUACAUCUGACAUACUUAUUGCUGCAGAUCAUGACAACAAUUCAAUCAAAAUGAUCGAAAUCAACAGCUUCUCCAUCAUUGAUCAACUAAAACUAGACAUGAAACCCUGGGAUGUCACAACAGUCUCAAAUGACAAACUAGCAGUCACACAACCAUAUCGAAAUGAAAUUCAGUUUGUAUCAUUUACAUCAAACAGACUAAAAAGAAAAAACACUAUAAAAGUUGAGGGAGAGUGCUAUGGUAUAUAUUGUUACAAAGGACAACUCAUAGUGUUAUUUAAGUCACCCGUAAAACUCCAAAUCAUUGAUCUGAAAGGCAAAGUACUAAAAUCAGUCACUAAGAAUACAAAUAGAGAAGAUAUUUUCAGUGAUCCAAACUAUGUUACAGCCAACAGCAGCUCUAUCUAUGUAUCUGACAGUGGAAAGUAUGCUGUUAUACAGUUAAACUGGCAAGGUGAAGUGACAGGUACUUAUAGUGUAUUAGGUGCUCCUACAGGUCUUGCUAUGUUAGCAGAUGGAUCAUUUUUUCUGAGUGAUUUUCAAGAUGGAAUCUGUAACAUACAAAAUAUAUCUAGUGACUGUACUAGAGGAGAAGUUGUGUUGAAGGAUUUGAAGAAACCCUUUGCCAUCUGCUGGUGUGAGACCAACAAAACCUUGUAUAUCAGCAGCUGUGCACUUGAUGCAUCAGCAGCCAACUUUGUUCAGGUUUACAAGCUGCCAUGAACACUUCAGCAGGAAAAAUAUGCCCCUUUGCUAACAUUCCACAAAGUAUAUCUAAAUAAUGAUCAGUGCUUUUGUAAAACCACCAAUGCCACCGUCUGUACAGUGCUAAUAAAGCCUUUUAAAAAGACCAGUAAUAUAAUGCUGACAUAAAUCUUCUUCAUUACAUUAUUUUUAAUAGUUCUAGAAAUAAAACAUUUUAUACACAAA
Messenger RNA from Mercenaria mercenaria, 941 nucleotides. RefSeq lists its product as uncharacterized. The coding region runs from base 3 to 734 and encodes 243 amino acids. Lineage: Eukaryota; Metazoa; Mollusca; Bivalvia; Venerida; Veneridae. The transcript has a single exon. The record is from RefSeq and is a predicted model, not a curated record.